Marasmius oreades (fairy-ring Marasmius) is the source of this 1204-nucleotide messenger RNA. RefSeq lists its product as uncharacterized. NCBI's taxonomy places the organism in Eukaryota, Fungi, Basidiomycota, Agaricomycetes, Agaricales, Marasmiaceae. Gene Ontology annotation, cellular component: membrane; endoplasmic reticulum. The transcript is spliced from 3 exons. The coding region runs from base 206 to 967 and encodes 253 amino acids. The record is from RefSeq and is a predicted model, not a curated record. Gene Ontology annotation, molecular function: 1-acylglycerol-3-phosphate O-acyltransferase activity. Gene Ontology annotation, biological process: phosphatidic acid biosynthetic process.
AAGCCGGCAACUGGCAAACCGUGUGGGUGCCGUCCAAGUGCCCUCUUGCUAGUUUGUUAUUAGUCGUCGAGCCUAUAAGUAGGUGUGCAGCCUUCGGUGUUCGACGUUCAAGUGUUGCUUUACUGCGACUGGGGCGGGGCACGAUUACCUACGCUCUCUCAUCUGAAGACACACAUCGAGAAAGUAAUCAGAUAGACCGGAAACUAUGUCAAUGAUCAUGUGGUUCCUCUCGAAAAACUUUUUCACACUACUGGCAUACAUCUCUUUACCCGUCGUUCUCGUUCGCAUUGCAAUGUCGUCCCCUAGGGGAAGAUACUGCGUCCGACUUGGGAUUUAUGUCGCGUCUAUGACCACGGUUGCAGCUGUAGCUGCUUUUAUCGGACUAGUAAUGGCGGUUUCAGGGCAUCGACUCGACGUCUGUUUUGUUACAGGCAGGCUUUUUUAUAUGGUGGGGAGCCGUACCACAGGUAUUACAGCCGAGGUGGAGGGUGAAGAGCACUUACAAACUCGGCCUGCGGUCUAUAUGAGCAAUCACCAGAGCAUGUUGGAUGUACUAUUUGUCACUAGAACAAUUCCCAAGAAAACAACAAUGACAGCUAAAAAGUCACUUCAAUUGACUCCUUUAGGGCCCUUCAUGAUGGCGGGUGGUGCGAUAUUUAUCGACAGAGGGGACAAUGCUCGGGCUAUUCGCUCGCUACAAGCCGCGGGGGAGUUGGUGGAGAGGGCACGCGCAUCAAUUUGGAUAUAUCCUGAAGGCACCCGCCACCUGUCCGAAGUUCCGGAUAUGCUUCCGUUCAAAAAAGGAGGUUUUCAUCUCGCAAUUCAGGCUGGUAUCCCCAUCGUUCCGGUCGUGACAGAGAAUUACUGGCACCUAUAUCACGAGGGACACUUUGAAGGUGGGCAGGCGAAGAUCCGAGGUAGAUUUCCCAUGUUUUUUGACUUUCAUUUCCUUUACUUUGGAACAUAGUUCUACCUCCUGUGCCCACGACUGGCAUGACCGUAGCAGAUAUUCCAGAACUCAUUGUCAGAGUACGGAAUCAAAUGUUGGAAGCUUUGCGGGACAUUUCUCGUCAAGUUCCAGCCGAGAAGGAAAGCGCGACGGAGGAGGAGGCCAUGCAGCAAAAAUAUAAUAGCGUCCAGUAAUAUUGUCCCUCCCUAUUAUAAUAGAUCUUGUGCCUCAUGGAAAUACUGGGUAUUAUUAUAA